Messenger RNA from Symbiodinium natans, 684 nucleotides. NCBI's taxonomy places the organism in Eukaryota, Dinophyceae, Suessiales, Symbiodiniaceae. The record is from the annotation of a GenBank genome assembly.
AUGGUGCAGAAAGCGCAGCUGUCCGCGGAGCUCGACCAGACGCGAACGAGCUUGGUCAAUGCGAAGGGCGACUUAGAGGUCUCCCAGCGACGCUUCGAUGAAGUCGAGCAGAAGGGCCGGGAGACGUCGAAGCGCCUACAGAUGGUGCAGGAGGAACUACAGGGGCUUCGUGCAGAGGAUGGCGACUCACCCGUGCGCUCCACCCUGCAGGAUGCAAAGGCAGUCCUCGAGCAGAAGAAGGCAAAGCUCAACCAGCAGACGCUCCAGGCGGAGAAGCUCCAGAAGGAGCUGCAAGACAACCGCGAGCAGUUGGAGAAGCAGAGCGUGAGGAUGGCUGAUGUCCACGCAGAGGCCACCGAGUGCGAGAUGAAGAGCAAGUGUCUUGAUGAACAGAAGCUCCAGCUGCAGCGGGAGCUGGAUGCCAAGCCGGGAGCUAAGACUGGAUGCGCUACUGGGACGAAGGAAGGCGAUGAUUCCUUCGAAGAUCCUACAAGCGUUUCUCAGUGGCCGGUUGUGCCAAUGUCGGGGAAAGCCUGGUCGUGCAAUGCUGGCCGAUGCAGCAGUGCCGACAUGCCCAGGCACCUUUCAGGGCAUAGCUACGGAGCAUGCCCUUACAUGCAGUCGACCUACGAAGCCCCUCAUGCGCGCAUGCUACGAGUCGGUGGCAUGCCGCAGACGGUAUAG